Molecule: messenger RNA, 420 nt
Organism: Amorphotheca resinae ATCC 22711
Lineage: Eukaryota; Fungi; Ascomycota; Leotiomycetes; Helotiales; Amorphothecaceae
Exons: 2
Molecular function (GO): oxidoreductase activity, acting on the CH-OH group of donors, NAD or NADP as acceptor
Source: RefSeq, a predicted model, not a curated record
CCACAAGUUCUAGAGGAUGAUUUCCUCGAAUGCUUCAGGAUAAUUGUCCUCGGGCUUGUCCACGGUGUUCAGGGUUUCCUGCCUCUGAUCAGACAAGGCUCGAUCAAGAAGGCCAUCAAUCAUUCGUCCGCUAUGUCGGAUCUGGAAUUUAUUAAUCAAGCAGAGAUCCCAAUGGCCGGUCCAUAUUCAGCCAGUAAGGCAUCUGCAAACGUCGUCAUGGCGAAGUAUAGCUCUGCGCUUAGGGAGGAAGGAAUUUUAUUUCUCUCGAUCAGCCCAGGAUAUGUAAUAACUGAAAUUGAACCUAGCCGGUACUGCGAAGUUGAUCCGACUGAGUCUCAAGGAAUGCGAGACAAGUUCGCGAGCCACGUGCCACAUUUCACUCGUCCUCUGACACCUGAAGAAUCUGUAACUGCAUGUUGA